Messenger RNA from Drosophila navojoa, 374 nucleotides. RefSeq lists its product as uncharacterized. The record is from RefSeq and is a predicted model, not a curated record. Lineage: Eukaryota; Metazoa; Arthropoda; Insecta; Diptera; Drosophilidae.
GAAAAAGCAUUGGUCAGCCGUUUAGUUCAGUUUAGCCGUAGUCAGUUGACGAAUCGCUCAUUCGAAAUGGUCAAAUUUAUAGAAAAUCUAAAGGAUAAAAUCACAGCGGAACGUGUGGCCAUAUUCUUUGGACUGCUGUCCACCUGUCUGAUCGUCGCUCUGGUCACUGUUGUGGUCCACAGGGAGAGUCUGUGGAUUGAGCUAACCGAUGCAAGAGAGAAACUUGAUGUUCUGGAGGAUUACAUACAGAACAAAGACCUUUCUAGCCUGAGAAAUAAGUUUCCAAAGCAUUUACGCAGUGAAUUUUAGUUCCUAAAGAACUUGACAAAAAUAUGACCAAUAAAUAAAAACGUCUCGGCAUGUAUAUACAUGUA